AGAGCAAAAGCCCGCCAAAAAGUCACCAGCCCAUUUCCAGGGCACCAGUCCAUCUCCCAUGGCACUAGCCCAACCCCUGGGGGCUUUAGCCUAUCCCCAGGGAGCAUGAGAAUCGUGGGUCAAGCUACCAGCCCUAGUUAAGACACGUCACACCUAGGGUAUUUAAACCACACACAUUUCUGAGCCUUCUUUGUCUACCUCAUUAUAUUGUGAAAUAAAGUAACCAUGGAAGGAUCUUUUUGUCCGUGGGUGUUUUUUGCUGGCGAAAGACAAUAGCACUGGACAAUUGGCACCAAGAAGCCCAGGGAAAAAAGCCAGAGGGGGACCCUCCGACCAAUCGGAGAAGAUACCAGAACCAUGGUGGCGGAAUUUUAGCUCAGAGAGGAAGAAGACAGCCCAUUCUGGCUGCCGGAACGACUGACACGAAGAAUUCUGACACAUGAAAAUGACUCCCGGAUGGAUCCCUUGGAAACUACCUCUAGUCCUUAUACUGCCUCUGUGGAUUUGGGUUCCUAGUAUAUUUGGAGAAUAUAGAUGAGCAAUUCUGUCUGCUUUCCCUAAGCCCAUGCCUGUUCAUCAUAAUACAGCUGUUUUUCCCAAGUUUUUUACGACCAAUAAAACUUUAGGCCUGCCAUACCUACCAUUUGACCCUAUCUGGGCACCACUGGGAGAAAAACGCUCUAUAAGGGAACGAGGUUAUCUCUGUUUCCAAAUUAAUGAAUUGGGAGAUUGUAUCAGACUCACCAGCCGAGCUUUGGGAAUGUUUAUUAAGUAUCGAGGAGGCUUGGUGAAAAUAACCCAAGACACUUCGAACAGAGAUAUAAGCCUUACAAAUCAGACCUUCUGGCAGGAGGCAAUUUGGGUUAAUGGUACAUUUCUACCACCUAACUUUUCAGACAAGGAACGUCCCAAUCAACCAAAAAUGGCUCCUUAUUGUAGCUUGGAAGAUGAAGGGCUGAUCCUGCCUUGGUCUGAUUGUCAAUCCUCCGUCACUCAUUGGGCAGAUCAGAGUAAAACCUUUUCCUUUUCUCCCAACAUGAUGGAUGACCCAGAGGAGAAAUUUGUUAUGAAAAAGGGACUUUUCCUACAGGACUUUAGAAUGCAUCCUUUUCAUAAAUGGGUACUUUGUGGGAUUAAUAGUAGCUGUAUAGAUCUUAAUCCCUUGGUUUUCCUCCAAGGAGGAGCUACUGGAAAAGCGAUUUUUAAUGGUAUUUCAAAAUUUGCUCAGUUUCAUCAAGUUCUGUUACCUGAUAGAACCAUUUAUCAAAAUUCUACUACUGAAAUCACUGGACUUAAUAAGACCCUGAUAAAGCAGACUAAUUAUUCACCUACUCCAGUUUGUGUGUACACUCCUUUCUUGUUUAUUCUUUCUAACGGUUCCUUUGAAUCCUGUACUAAUGAAAACUGCUGGAUGUCACAAUGCUGGAACCUUAAGUGGGCCAGCCGUGCUAUGCUUGCCAAGAUUCCACGAUGGGUUCCUGUCCCCGUGGAGAUCCCUUCCACCGUAACUUUACACAGGCAAAAACGAGACUUUGGUAUCACUGCAGCUGUUGUGGUGGCAAUGGCUGCCAGUGCAGUGGCAGCUACGGCUGCUGGAAUUGUUAUGACAACAUCAGUCCAGUCAAGCACAACUGUCGAGCAGUUGUCCUCCUCUGUAGCAGAGGCGAUCGAUCAACGUUCAGUGCUCAGUGCCCAAUUAAAAGGUGAGCUAAUGAUAGUGAACCAGCGCAUUGAUCUGGUGGAGGAAAGGCUGGAAAUUCUUCUCCAAUUGGCCCAGCUUGGCUGUGAUAAGAAAUCAGGAGCCUUAUGUAUUACUAGUGUCCAAUAUGAAAAUUGGACGAGUGCAGCUAAUCUAUCUAAAGAAUUGUCUUUGUUUCUUACAGGAAACUGGUCUGAAGGAUUUGAUGAAAACCUUGAGGCACUACGUGCAGCAGUGAUGACGAUCAAUUCUACGCGCGUGGACCCAUCAUUGGUUGAUGGAAUCAAAGGACUUUCUUCCUGGAUGUCCUCUGCAUUCUCACAUUUUAAGGAGUGGGUGGGAGUGGGCCUGUUUGGCACAACCCUGUGUUGUGGACUAGUGUUUAUUCUAUGGCUGGUGUGCAAACUCAGAUCUCAGCAGAGACGUGACAAGGUGGUAAUUGCUCAAGCACUUGCUGCCAUAGAGCAAGGCACCUCCCCUAAAAUCUGGUUAUCUAUGCUAAAAUGACCUCGCAAGCACUUGACUGCUCAGCUCUUGCACUCCUAGAGGCUAGUCUCAUUGCACAGGAUAGAGUGAGUAAGUUUCUGACUCUUAUGGAUUGCUGGGCUAAGCACCGCAUAGGAGUUGCUCAGAGAUUCGAGUGCUCCUAGAAGACAAGUCAAUUUGCAUGAGGGUUGAGUGUCCAAGUGUCCCUCCCCUAGGAAAAAUGGCACGGGAGAAGGUCAGGGUUACUCUGGGAAAAAACCUGUGAGCCUAAGAGCUAAUCCUGUACAUGGCCCCUAUUUCUGCACACUAAGGAGCCAAUAACCCCAUAAAUCCUAUCUUCAUCCAUUAAAGAGUAGCUUGCAUUUUAAAUUUUAUAUUAAAAAGGGGGAGAUGUGGAAAGCCGCAAUAUACGUGCGGUCACUAGAUGGUGGUAAACCUCCAUUGUGCCAAACCGAUCUCUUUGUCUAGAUCGGGCUCUUGUGCGCAUGUCCAAAGAGCAAAAGCCCGCCAAAAAGUCACCAGCCCAUUUCCGGGGCACCAGUCCAUCUCCCAGGGCACUAGUCCAACCCCUGGGGGCUUUAGCUUAUCCCCAGGGAGCAUGAGAAUCGUGGGUCAAGCUACCAGCCCUAGUUAAGACACGUCACACCUAGAGUAUUUAAACCACACACAUUUCUGAGCCUUCUUUGUCUACCUCAUUAUAUUGUGAAAUAAAGUAACCAUGGGAGGA
Molecule: messenger RNA, 2912 nt
Organism: Mus musculus (house mouse)
Lineage: Eukaryota; Metazoa; Chordata; Mammalia; Rodentia; Muridae
Product: predicted gene, 54334
Exons: 2
Coding region: 566-2206 (546 amino acids)
Source: RefSeq, a predicted model, not a curated record